AAACAAAUACUACACCACUUUUUGUUAACACAAAGUCUUGGUUGGAACUUCUCUCUCUUGUGGAAUAGAUACUACUAUGCACUUAGAUACAGUGCUUCACAUAAUAACACACAGUUGUUUAGGCUUCUCAAUUUUAUCUAUUUCCACAUCUUGUAUCCUUUAUAGCGGUGUAAACCAAGCUUCGCUAAAGCAAUAAUUGCAAAUAUUAACAUUUGUAUAUAUAAGCCAGGGUGAACAUCACAUUCAUAAGGUUUACAGCGUGAACGUCAAAAACAAAGCAAAUGGGCGUGCCAAAAACUGUAGUGAUUCUUGCCUGUCAAGAAAACACGCACAACUACAGUCGUGGCUGCCAAGUAGCCGAGACCCUACAUAUCACACAAAGUGUUCACGGGCUACCUUUAAUACAAUGUAUUCUUGAAACCAUAGAUUCGCUCGAGCAGAUUACAUCUAUCAAACAGGUGGUUGUAGUAGGCCCACCUGAGCAUGCACUCACGGUACUGAAGCUAAUGAAGAACAUUCGGGGUGAUGAUAUAGACUCAGAUACUGAAUACGAUGAGGUUACGUGUGUAUCAAAAGAAAUAGAUUCAUUGCACAUAGGGAACCGCGGUGAAAGUAGCGCGGAAGAUAUAGAUAGAUAUAGUGUGCAUUAUAUAGCCCAAUCGGAUACAUGCGGCGGUGCAAAGUGUGACGCAAAAGCGCUCGCCCUAGUUAGAGACAAAGGUUUGUUUAUCAAUAAGUGUGUGUUGGUACUGUCACCCAAUUUUCCUCUUGUGACUAGUAGUAGUCUGGAUAUGCUGAGCGAUCACCACGCCGAUGAACGUACAGAAAGUAAGGACCACAUGUGUACAAUCCUGGUCAAAGACGCCAAGAAGAUGCUGCCGGUGCCGUCGUCCGAUAGGUAUAUCGCGUGUGUAGAGUGGGAUAAUAUGCAAAGUCUAUUACGAGAAUAUCUGGCGCUGAGUGACCCAGCGCAAUGGUGGUACUAUGUGCGACAACAGGCUAUGCAACACGUAGAGUAUGUGAAUGUACGAGACGAAAGUGAGGUGAGGGAAGUGAACUCGUUCCGCUCCUUGGCUUUGGCAACCAAGGUAAUGCGAGCCAACAACAACAACAUGCACAUGGACAAUGGGGUGUAUAUCAUCGACCCCGACACCACACACAUAGAAGCGGGUGUAUCUAUACGCCCCAAGACCACAAUACUUCCCAAUACACACAUUAAAGCAGGUACACGUAUAGGGGAGGGGUCUGAAAUAGGGCCUAAUUCUAUACUCGAGCGCGCGACUAUAGGCAAGAACACACAAGUCCGCUUCAGCGUGAUUUCCGAGAGUGAGAUUGGCGAUAACUGCACAGUAGGACCGUAUGCACAUCUGCGCAACAGUGUUUGUGUAGCGGAUGAAUGCAGACUGGGUAACUUUGUCGAGUUAAAGAACACUUCGGUGGGAACAGGCACAUGCGUUGCACACCUCACGUAUCUGGGAGACGCCAAGGUAGGUAAGGAGGUCAAUUUCGGUGCGGGUACUAUUACAGCCAACUACGACGGCAAGGACAAGCACGGUACCGUUAUUGGCGAUGGUAGUAAAACAGGAGCCAACUGUGUGUUGGUGGCACCUUUACAGAUUGGCAAACAGGUUGUUAUUGCUGCGAGUACCACAGUAACUAAGGACGUCGAGGAUGGUUGUCUGGUUAUUGGAAGGGUUCGGGCUGAGUCCAAGCCGGGAUACAAAGCGAGCUGGGCACGAGGAGAUGUCCAACCGAGUGCGUAGUAUUACAUGUAUCGUAUGACAAAACGGAUACAGAGUAGUGAAGUAUGAUUAUAGAAAGGAAUUUUAAGAGUGAGAGACCAAAUAAGGAUUAAAAAUAAAAGGAAUACCC
Molecule: messenger RNA, 1872 nt
Organism: Sphaeroforma arctica JP610
Lineage: Eukaryota; Ichthyosporea; Ichthyophonida
Exons: 1
Coding region: 282-1763 (493 amino acids)
Biological process (GO): UDP-N-acetylglucosamine biosynthetic process
Molecular function (GO): glucosamine-1-phosphate N-acetyltransferase activity; UDP-N-acetylglucosamine diphosphorylase activity
Source: RefSeq, a predicted model, not a curated record